Messenger RNA from Pristis pectinata (smalltooth sawfish), 861 nucleotides. RefSeq names its product popeye domain containing 3 (gene popdc3). Bases 1 to 861 code for a protein of 286 amino acids. Gene Ontology annotation, cellular component: sarcolemma. Lineage: Eukaryota; Metazoa; Chordata; Chondrichthyes; Rhinopristiformes; Pristidae. The record is from RefSeq and is a predicted model, not a curated record. The transcript has 3 exons. Gene Ontology annotation, molecular function: cAMP binding.
AUGGCAAGCGACAACACAACUUUGUGGGAGACGCUGCUGCAGGCUCACCACUCCUGCGGCGGCUGGAAGCCCAGCUUGGAGGGCUCCAUCUACCACCUAGCCAACAUCUUCUUUGUUUUGGGUUACAUGGGCGGCAGCGGUCUCGUCGGCCUUCUCUACAUCAACCUUUUCUUGUGCUGUGGUUUCCUCUGCACUUCCAUCUGGGCGUGGACGGACGUGUGCGCCGCUGAUAUCUUCUCCUGGAACUUCGCUCUGGUGGUCAUCUCCGUCCUGCAGAUCAUCCAUGUCGCCUACCAGCUCCGCAGCGUCUCCUUCCAGGAAGAUUUGCAGAACCUGUACUGCGCUAUUUUCCAACCGCUGGGGAUCCCUUUGACCGUCUACAAGAAGUUGGUCACCUGUUGCAACGUGGUUUCUUUGGAAAAGGACCACUGCUACGCGAUGGAAGGCAAGACUCCAAUUGAAAGGCUAUCUCUCCUCUUGUCCGGGAGGAUUCGAGUGACUGUGGAUGGAGAGCUCCUGCACUACAUUUAUCCAUAUCAGUUUCUGGAUUCCCCGGAAUGGGAUUCACUCAGACCGUCGGAGAAUGGGAUAUUCCAGGUGACGCUAACAGCAGAGACUGACUGUCGCUUCGCCGCCUGGAGGAGAAAGAAACUCUACCUAUUAUUCGCCCAUCAUCGCCGCAUUUCCAGACUGUUUUCCGUCUUAAUUGGAAAAGAUAUUGCGGACAAACUGCACUCACUGAACGACAAAGUCUGUAUCAACAACGGGUUCCGCUACGACAUCAGGUUGCCUAGCUUUUAUCACUUGGCUGUGCCUGUGAGCGAGCUGUCCGAGAGGAACUCCAGGCGCCUCAAGUUAUGA